Molecule: messenger RNA, 429 nt
Organism: Gongylonema pulchrum
Lineage: Eukaryota; Metazoa; Nematoda; Chromadorea; Rhabditida; Gongylonematidae
Source: the annotation of a GenBank genome assembly
AUGACCGAAGCGGAGCUGAAGGAUGAAGUGAUGGCUCGUAUUGGGGCGGAAAAACAACUGCAGGCAGCGGAAAAAGCACUGGAGCACCUGGAAACAGCGCUGAAACUCACAGGAGCGCAGAUGAGUGAACUGCAGGAACAUAUCAUGCCAGACGUGCAUAAACUGCGAGGUGAAUUUUUCGAACAAUGCGCCGAAGAAGCAAAAAUGGAUGCGAAUCGCUCGAUCAUAAUGCGGAAUGCGAUCCACGCACGCCGAUCCUUGCGGCGUAGCAAAACACGAAUACGUGGCUCAUUUCGGCGCAAAUUUGUCCCCACAAUCGCGCUACAACCGGCUAUCAUGAGCAGUACUGGGAGCGUUGCAGGUGAUCAUAUAGCCAACGACGAAGAAGCAUCACCAAAAAUUGAAUCGAGCACACUUAUGCACUUGUAG